AUGUCGCACCACAAUCGUUCUCCAACUUCGCCGAUUCCCUCUGAUUCUCCGUCGACUCCUCCCACUCCAACUUCUCCAUCUCACCGUGCUCCCUUGAACCAUUCUUCUGACUCCCAAGAUUCACUUUCGACCCCGCCAAUUCGCAGUCCACCGUCUCCUCAGUUCAUCCCAGAUACAAGUGCCACUGAGGAUGAGAGUGAUUUUGACGAAGAUAACAAUAUGGGUGUUUUUGAAUUUUCCGGUCGGAAAUAUAGCCUUCGUAAGAUGCUUGGAGAGGGGUCCUACGGAAAAGUUUAUCUGGCGGUUGCAGAGAGCCGGCGAAUGUUCGCAGUCAAAUUCUUCAAAAUGCAGAAGGGAGAAACUCAAGAAGACUACGGAGCUGCAAUCGGCCCAGAGGAACGGGUCAAUCCGACCAAUUUGAAAAAAGUUAUGGCCGAGCAACACAAGCGUAAUAAGAUUAUGGCCGCCAAUAUUUUCACUCAUUUUGACACGUCUGUGCACAAGAACAUUGCGAAGAUCACUGGAAUUGGUUUCGUGGACUACGCACCAGACGAUUGUUAUCGAAAAGUGAUUUUGAUGCCACUUUACGGUAUUAGCUUGGCAACGAUGAUUGCGCAAUCCAAAGAUCUGGACAUUGAGAAUCGUCGUCUCAACGGGCUGAAUGAACAACCAAAAGUUUCGUUCAGAAUUCGUGAUAUCCAAAAGCUUGGAAGCGAGUUGCUGAGCGGCCUCGAGUUUCUCGCCCGAUACCGUGUAUUACAUUUGGAUAUUAAAAGUGAAAAUCUCCUAUUCAUGCACCACAAUGCUUUCCACGUGGAAUUCAGCAGAGAACGUCAUUCGUAUAUCGUCCCGGACCACUUGGACAUCGUUAUCUCAGAUUUUGGAAUGGCAAAACUGGACAAGGAUGUUGGUCCGAUUGCAGAACUUGUACAAACAGAAAUUUAUCGCGCCCCUGAGGUGUUCGUUGGUUGUCUUCCCAAUAAUCGAUCGGACAUUUGGUCUGCGGGAAUAAUCAUUUUGGAGUUGUAUACAACUGUUGAUGAUUUCGAAUCACCUAUUCCAGAUCAGCAAGAACUGAGACGCUUCCGGAAUCUACAGUAUGCACUCAAGGAUUAUAUGACACCAGAACUCUGGGAGGAGGCAGCAAGAACUGAGGGUGGAGAUGCUGUUCGUGGUAACAUCAAGCUCUUCGACAAUGGUCCGGCCGAUCGUUCUGCUCCACGUCUGUCUGACCUGAAAAGAAGCCACCACGCCGACCUACUCUUCGCAUUCCUUCGUGAUUGCCUCGUUCUCAACUGGAACCGGCGUCCUUCCGCCAGACAGCUGCUCCUCCACGAUUUCUUCCAGAAAAAAUGA
This is a messenger RNA of Caenorhabditis remanei, 1356 nucleotides long. RefSeq lists its product as uncharacterized. Bases 1 to 1356 code for a protein of 451 amino acids. The record is from RefSeq and is a predicted model, not a curated record. NCBI's taxonomy places the organism in Eukaryota, Metazoa, Nematoda, Chromadorea, Rhabditida, Rhabditidae. Gene Ontology annotation, molecular function: protein kinase activity; ATP binding. The transcript is spliced from 8 exons. Gene Ontology annotation, biological process: protein phosphorylation. Gene Ontology annotation, cellular component: nucleus.